Caenorhabditis angaria is the source of this 6532-nucleotide messenger RNA. The record is from the annotation of a GenBank genome assembly. NCBI's taxonomy places the organism in Eukaryota, Metazoa, Nematoda, Chromadorea, Rhabditida, Rhabditidae.
AUGCUAGGGUUUGCAAGAAAUUGCCGAAAAUUCGCGAAUUUCUCAACCGUCGCUGAUAAAUUUUUCAAGGUGGGUGGGUCUUGAAACGAUUUUUUCUUCCAACACAACACAGAGAGAAAAUCUGGUUUUAUCUUUGGCGGUCAUUUCCGCGUUUUCGAUUUUUUGUGUUAAUUUGUUGUUUUUACACUAUAUUCUACCUUUUUUUAUAUAAAAAACUUGGAAAAAUAUCGAUUUUUCACGAUUUUUCUCUUCAAAUUUGGGUUUAACCCCGUUUUCACUCUUAAAAUCGAUGAAAAAUAAAAUUUCCUCGCUCCCCGCUCAAAUUCCAAGAUUUCUCAUCUAUUCCAUUCGAAAAAUCAUGAAAAACCAUCCUAGAACCUCGAAAACCCCGAUUUCCCAGCUGAAAACCGAAAAAAAAAUCUGAAAUCCUCCGUGAGAAGUACACAAGCGAUGGCUGUUGGCCGCCUCGUCCCCCGAAUUUGUCGGAUCCUAGGCCAUGAGGUGUUGGAAUUUUCAUUUUCGCGAUUCCCAAAAUUCCACAUUUUCAGCCAUUUUUCGAGGGUUUUCUGAAAUUUUCGAGAUUUUUUGAUGGGCGAAUUUUAGUGUAAGAAUUGUAUGCAGGUUUUGACCGGAAGAGUUUCUGGAAAAUUGAGAAUUUCGCAAUUUUUCGUAAUAUGAUUUUUUUCUUCUAUUUAAUGUGUUCCGUUUGUUUAUAAUAAAUAACAGAUUGAUUUUUUCCAAUUUCCAAAUUUUUCUUUUCCUAAAAUAAUACAUUUUCAGGUAGAAGUAGUUGGAAAUAAACGGCGAACUUCGGAACCAAAAACCAGAAAAGAGACAAAACCCAGGUUUGAGAAGAAGGUUAAGCAAAGGAUAUCGGAUUAUUUGAAACAAAUGGCGACUCCCGAAAUUGAAAUUGUGGGUUUUUUGAGAGAGAAAAAGCUUUCCUGAACGAUAUUUAUCAAAAUUAUUUCUGAAGCUAAGUAGUUAGAGCUUUGUAAAGUCAUUGAAUUUUGCUACUUACAAAACUACACUGACUCAAAUUCAGAGCUGAGAAGUUUCUAAUAAACAUAUCUCGAUUUACAGCAACUUGCUCCACUCCGCGCGGCGGUCAAAGAAUCCGGCGACUUGGUUCGUGAUCUCAAAGCCAAAGGCGCUCCAAAAAUCGAUGUCGAUCGCGCUGUCGUCGAAUUGAAGGCACGCAAGAAGUUGUUGGAGGAAACCGAAAUCGCGUUGGCACCAAAAGAAGCCUCGUUUGAUCGAUUGAAGUUGGAGGAUUUGUUGAAGCGACGAUUCUUCUAUGAUCAAUCUUUUGCGAUUUAUGGAGGUGUUACUGGAUUGUGAGUUGGGGGAUGCGAAAUCAGGGAUUUUUCCGAUUUCUGGAAAAAAUACAGCGUUCCCAGGGUCUUUUGCCACGUCAUAACCUUUUUGGGGAGCUGAAAAUCCACGUGGAUUUUUCACAAUUUUCACCGCUCAAAUUCUCUCAGAAAUCGCAGAAAAAAGAGUCCCAGAAGCGUAUUUACUCAAAAAUCUUCAAAAUCCACGUGGCAAAUCUAUAUUCUCAUGAGAAUAUUUGAUUUGAGCUUACAAUCAAGCUCAAGGUUAGGCUUAAGGAUAAGCCUAAGCUCUUUUUGGGGCCCCAGAGCUCAUUUUCCAGAAUUUUCCAAUUUUCUCCCGUUCCAGAUACGAUUUCGGACCAAUGGGAUGCGCUUUGAAGGCAAACAUGCUCCAAGAAUGGCGUAAACACUUCAUCCUUGAAGAAGGAAUGUUGGAAGUCGAUUGCACUUCCCUCACCCCAGAACCUGUCCUAAAAGCCUCUGGACACGUGGAUAGAUUUGCUGAUUGGAUGGUAAAAGAUACGAAAAAUGGAGAAUGUUUCCGAGCUGAUCAUCUUAUCAAAAAUAGCAUUGAAAAACUGUUGAAUGACAAGAAGACCUCAGCAGAAACAAAAAAAGAUUGCGAAGAUGUUUUGGCAAGAUUGGAAGGUUUCGAUAAUAAUGAUAUGCAUCAAGUGAUCACUAGAUUCGGAUUCAAGAGUCCAAUCACUGGAAAUGAUUUGACUGAGCCGAUCGCGUUUAAUCUGAUGUUCCCCACGCAAAUCGGGCCAACCGGAGAUUUCAAAGCGUUUUUGCGGCCCGAAACUGCGCAGGGUAUUUUUGUGAAUUUCAAGCGAUUGCUGGAAUUCAACCAGGGAAAAUUGCCGUUUGCCGCCGCGCAAAUUGGACUCGGAUUCAGAAACGAGAUCUCGCCGAGACAGGGUUUGAUUCGAGUUCGAGAGUUUACGAUGUGUGAGAUUGAGCAUUUUGUGGAUCCCGAAGAUAAGAGAUUGCCGAAAUUCGCCAAAGUUGCCAAUGAGAAAUUGGUGUUGUUUUCGGCGUGUAAUCAAAUGGAUGGAGAACCGGCGAAAGAAUUGGCGAUUGGAGAAGCGGUGAAGGCUGUGAGUUUGAAAUUUCGGGAUUUGAAACCUGGAUCUGAAAAAAGCCGGAUGAAUUUAGCUUUAAAAUUUCCUUUUCCCGAAAAUCUACUGUUUCAAAAUUUUCAUGAAUUUUGAAUUCGAUUUUUUAUUUCGGUACAAAAAGCUAGGAAUUUUCCAGAAGAAUUUUGUUUUUCAAAAAUCUUUUAGUUACUCUAACUUUGUUCUAAAGCAUUGUUAGAAUUUUCAGUUCUAUUUUUUAAGAGAAAAAUCCUACUGUUUCAAAAUUUCAAUGAAUUUAGCUUUAAAAUUUCCUUUUCCCUUCAAAAAUAUUUUUCCCGAAAAUCUACUGUUUCAAAAUUUUAAUGAAUUUUGAAUUCGAUUUUUUAUUUCGGUAAAUCCAUAUUAUUUCUCCAGAAAAAUUUUGUUUGAAGAAAAUUUUUAAAAAUCUUUUAGUUACUCUAACUUUGUUCUAAAAAAAAUUCUUGAAAUUUUCAGUUCUAAUUUUUUUGAAGAAAAAUCCUACUGUUUCAAAAUUUUAAUGAAUUUGGAAGGGAUAUUUUUAUAAUAAUUUGAAAAAUUCUUGAAAUAUGAAUUCAAUCUUCCAGAAAACCGUUGCAAAUGAAACUCUUGGUUAUUACAUGGCUCGCUGCCAACAAUAUCUUCUCAAAGUCGGAAUCGACCCCCGCAGAUUGCGUUUCCGUCAACAUUUAUCCAAUGAAAUGGCUCAUUAUGCUCAAGAUUGUUGGGAUGCUGAAAUCUUAACAUCUUACGGAUGGAUUGAAUGUGUUGGAAAUGCUGACCGAGCUUGUUAUGAUCUACAACAACAUUAUAAAGCGACAAAUGUGAAAUUGAUUGCGGAAAAAAAGUUGGAAAAACCGACUGAAGUGAAUGUUGUUGAAGCGCAAGCGAAUAUGGCACUAUUGGGAAAGAGUUUCAAGAAAGAUGCGAAGAAGAUUCAAGGAGCGUUGGCUGCGUUGACAAAUGAAGAAGUUGAACAAAUGGAAGCCGAAUUGAAGGAGAAUAAGUGAGGGUUUUUGAGGGGAAAUACGUUUUUGAGCCAGGUUAGAGCUCUAGAAUUUUGAUCUAUGAAAAAACUGAAUAUUCCGUGUUUUUUGAACCAAAGCCUGAUUUUUGGCAGAAAAAUUUAUCAUUUGAAGUUUCCACGUGGAUUUUUUUCGAUUUUGACACAUGAAUUUUCUGAGCCCAAAAAUACUUAUCUUAAUUUGCCACGUGGAUUUUUUGAACUCAAAAAAUCAUAUUUUUAUCGAAAUCUCCAUUAAUACAUGAAUUUCAAUUUUUUUUUGGAAAAAUGAGCAAUUUUUGUGCUGAGUUUUUGACGAAUUUCAGUGUUUUUCAAGCCAAAAUUGAUUCAAAUUGCCACGUGGAUUUUUUCAGCCAAAAAGUUUGAUUCAAAUUUUGCCACGUGGUUUUUUUGAGCCAAAAAAAUUAAUUUUCAUUUCGGAAAAAUCCACUGUUUCAAAAUUUUCAUAAAUUUUUGAAUUGUUUUUUUUCAAUUCGAUCGAUCUUCUGAAGAACAUACUCGAAAACAUCAGAAAAUUUUCGCAUUUAUCCAAAAAAUUCUCAAAAAUUCAUGAAUUAUUUUUGAAACAGUAAAUUUUUGAACAAAAUUUUUUUACAAUUUUUCGGUGAAAACCACUAAAAUUACCCUAUUUUUACCGGAAAUCCAAGAAAUUUCGCGAAUUUCUGACCCGAAAUCAUAUUUCUAGCGGGUUUUCUCAAGAGUGUAAACGCGGAGCAUCGUAGUUUCCCACCUUGAAAAAUCUAGCUUUUUUUCAAAAAUUAUAUACCUGCAGGCUCUUCAAAUUGACCGUCGAUAACAAUGAUUUCAACAUCACUCCAGACCUUGUCAACAUCAAAAAAUACUCGAAAACUGUGAGUUUCAGGCCUUCUGAAUCCAACCAAAAAUCAAUAUUUUUUGCAGCUUCACGUUCAAGAAAUCACACCAUCUGUAAUUGAACCAUCUUAUGGAAUCGGAAGAGUUAUGUAUUCACUUUUGGAGCAUUCAUUCAGACAACGAGAAGGAGAUGAGCAACGAACUGUAAGAAGAGUUUUGAACUGAAAUUCAAAUUUUGGGCAUUUUUUUUUUGCAGUUCUUGGCGUUCCCACCAUUGGUUGCACCAAUCAAAUGCUCGAUUUUGCCAAUUUCGGCAAAUGAGAAACUUGUUCCGAUCAUCGAAAAAGUCAAAGAAGAAUUGGCCAGCUAUGAAUUGAGCUACAAAUUGGUGAGCAUUUUUUGGAAAAUUAUCGGAUUUCCUGUGAAAUUUGCUGUUUUUGAAUGAUAAAAAUGAAAAAAAUUUUUUUUAAAUCGAGAAAUAACGUUCCUUUAAAGGUACAUACAGUGUAUGAAGUGUAGGUUCUGAUGUCCCUUUAAAUGUGACUACGGUACCCGUUGUGGGACCCUAAUUUUAGUUUGGAAUAGAAUUCCUGAUUUUUUUUUGGUUAAAAAAAUUUUGGUUAAAAAAAUUCACUGUUUCAAAAAAUUCAUAUUAGUUUUUCUUCAAAUUUUGAUUUGAUAAUUGGCUUGAUAAUUUACGAAUUCAUCAAAAAUUGUAAAUUAAAAAAUACAAUAAUUUUUGUUCAAAAAUUUUUCAAGACCAAAACUAAAAAAAAUGUAAUUGAAAAAAUUGCUAGAAAUAUAAAUUUCAUAAUUUUUGCAAUUCACAAUUUCUUUGCAACCACAGUAAUAUAAAAUCGAGAAAAAUAAAUUUUUUUUGUUAAAAAAAUUCACUGUUUCAAAAAAGGCUUAUUAGUUUUUCUUCAAAUUCUGAUUUGAUUCUUUUUUAUCUUAUUCAUCAAAAAUUUGUAAAUUAAAAAAUACAAUAAAUUUUGAAUUGAAAAAUUUUGUUCAAAAAGUUUUCAACACCAAAACUAAAAAAAAUAGAAAACAAAAUCCUGGAAAUUUCACUGUUUCAAAUAAUUUUUAUAAUUUUUUAAAUUUUCAAUUUCUUUGCAUCCACAGUUUGUUGGAAAUAUAAAAUCGAGAAAAAAUAUUUUUUUUUGGUUAAAAAAUUCACUGUUUCAAAAAAUUCAUAUUAGUUUUUCUUCAAAUUUUGAUUUGAUAAUUGGCUUGAUAAUUUACGAAUUCAUCAAAAAUUGUAAAUUAAAAAUUACAAUAAAUUUUGUUCAAAAAUUUUUCAAGACCAAAACUAAAAAAAAAGUAAUUGAAAAAAUUGCUGGAAAUAUAAAUUUCAUAAUUUUUGAAAUUUACAAUUUCUUUGCAUCCACAUUCCUUCUGGAAAAUCGAGAAAAAUAUUUUUUUUUUGGUUAAAAAAAUUCACUGUUUCAAAAAAUUCAUAUUAGUUUUUCUUCAAAUUUUGAUUUGAUAAUUGGCUUGAUAAUUUACGAAUUCAUCAAAAAUUGUAAAUUAAAAAAUACAAUAAAUUUUUUUUCAAAAAUUUUUCAAGUUGUAAAAAUACAAAAAAUACAAUAAAUUUUUUUCAAAAAUUUUUCCAGACAAAAACUUAAAAAAAAAAUAGAAAACAAAAUCCUGGAAAUUUCACUGUUUCAAAUAAUUUUUGAAAUUUUGAAAUUUACAAUUGCUCCACAACCGCAUUAAUAUGCAAAUAUAAUAUUGAGAAAAAAUAGUUCCAAAAUAUUCCCUCAAAAAAUAACUGUUUCAAAAUGUUUCUUCAUUCUGAAUUUAGAACCAAAAUUCUAAUGAAAAUUAAAUAGAUUAGAGACAACGGAAAAUUGAGAGAGCGCAGACUUUUAGUUUUCCGAACAAAAAACCGAAUUUGUGUUGUAAAAAAAUGAAUUAUUGAAUUAUUUCCGUUGUCUCUAAUCAAAUUUCUAGGAUUUUUCACCCCAAAAUUAAAUUUUCAACUAAUUUUCCAAUUUUCUUUCCAGGACGACAGUUCGGGCUCAAUCGGUCGCCGUUAUGCUCGAACCGACGAAAUCGGAAUCCCGUUCGGCAUCACCGUCGACUUCGAUUCGGAAACUCUUCCACACACAGUAACCGUCAGACAUGCCGAAUCAAUGACACAAAUUCGACUCGAAGUCUCGGAACUCGGUCGAUUAAUCGGUGAUUUGUGCAAAAAUCGACAAACUUGGCAAGAUGCCCAACAAAAAUACCCGAAAUUUGAGACUGCUAAUGAAUAA